This is a messenger RNA of Tachyglossus aculeatus (Australian echidna), 4367 nucleotides long. It is a transcript of the gene SYNGAP1, whose product is annotated as synaptic Ras GTPase activating protein 1. Lineage: Eukaryota; Metazoa; Chordata; Mammalia; Monotremata; Tachyglossidae. The transcript is spliced from 23 exons. The coding region runs from base 156 to 4367 and encodes 1403 amino acids. Gene Ontology annotation, biological process: regulation of GTPase activity; negative regulation of Ras protein signal transduction. The record is from RefSeq and is a predicted model, not a curated record.
GCGCGGCCUACGCUCCGUUCAGAGAUGUGCGUGGCGGCGUCGGCGUCGGCGGCGGGGGCGGCGGCCUGCACCGGACGCAGUACGUGCACUCGCCCUACGAGCGGCCCGGCUGGGCCCCGCCCCGCUUCUGCAUCAUUUCCGGAAACCAGCUGCUCAUGCUGGACGAGGAGGAAAUCCACCCGCUGCUGCUUCGGGACCGGCGGAGCGAGGCCAACCGCAACAAGCUGCUCCGGAGGACCGUCUCUGUGCCCGUCGAGGGUCGCGGACACCCGGAGCACGAGCCGCACGUGGGCCGGUCCCGGCGGAAGAGCGUCCCGGGGGGCAAGCAGUACAGCAUGGAGGCCGCCCCCGCCGCCCCCUUCCGACCCUCGCACGGUUUCCUGAGCCGCCGGCUGAAGAGCUCCAUCAAGCGCACCAAGUCGCAGCCCAAGCUGGACCGGACCAGCAGCUUCCGACAGAUCCUGCCCCGCUUCCGCAGCGCCGACCAUGACCGGGCCCGGCUGAUGCAGAGCUUCAAGGAGUCGCACUCGCACGAGUCCCUGCUGAGCCCGAGCAGCGCGGCCGAGGCCCUGGAGCUCAACCUGGACGAGGACUCCAUCAUCAAGCCCGUCCACAGCUCCAUCCUCGGCCAGGAGUUCUGCUUCGAGGUGACGACGUCAUCGGGCACCAAGUGCUUCGCCUGCCGGUCGGCGGCCGAGCGGGACAAAUGGAUCGAGAACCUGCAGCGGGCCGUCAAACCCAACAAGGACAACAGCCGCCGGGUGGACAACGUGCUGAAGCUGUGGAUCAUCGAGGCGCGGGAGCUGCCGCCCAAGAAGCGCUACUACUGCGAGCUGUGCCUGGACGACAUGCUGUACGCCCGCACCACGGCCAAGCCGCGGGCGGCCUCGGGGGACACGGUCUUCUGGGGCGAGCACUUCGAGUUCAACAACCUGCCGGCCGUGCGCUCCCUGCGCCUGCACCUCUACCGCGACUCGGACAAGAAGCGCAAGAAGGACAAGGCCGGCUACGUGGGCCUGGUGUCCGUGCCCGUGGCCGCCCUGGCGGGACGCCACUUCACCGAGCAGUGGUUCCCCGUCAGCCAGCCCCAGGGCAGCGGGGGCUCGGGCGGCGCCGCGGCGGGCGGCGGCGGCGGGGCGGGGGGGCACCGCGGCGGGGGGGCGGCGGCGGCGCGGGGGGGCGGCGGCCCCGGGGCCGCCGGCAAGGCCAAGGGCGGCUGCCCGGCCCUGCGGCUGAAGGCCCGCUACCAGACCAUGAGCAUCCUGCCCAUGGAGCUCUACAAGGAGUUCGCCGAGUACGUCACCAACCACUACCGCAUGCUCUGCGCCGUGCUGGAGCCCGCCCUGGGCCUCAAGGGCAAGGAGGAGGUGGCCUGCGCCCUCGUCCACAUCCUGCAGAGCACGGGCAAGGCCAAGGACUUCCUGUCGGACAUGGCGAUGACGGAGGUGGACCGCUUCCUGGAGCGCGAGCACCUCAUCUUCCGCGAGAACACGCUGGCCACCAAAGCCAUAGAGGAGUAUCUGCGCCUCAUCGGACAGAAGUACCUCAAGGACGCCAUCGGAGAGUUCAUCCGGGCGCUGUACGAGUCGGAGGAGGACUGUGAAGUAGACCCCAUCAAGUGCUCCUCCUCCUCCACGCUGGCCGAGCACCAGGCCAACCUGCGCAUGUGCUGCGAGCUGGCGCUCUGCAAGGUCGUCAACUCCCACUGCGUGUUCCCCCGGGAGCUGAAGGAGGUGUUCGCCUCGUGGCGGCUGCGCUGCGCGGAGCGCGGGCGGGAGGACAUCGCGGACCGGCUGAUCAGCGCCUCGCUGUUCCUGCGCUUCCUGUGCCCGGCCGUCAUGUCGCCCAGCCUGUUCGGCCUCAUGCAGGAGUACCCCGACGACCAGACCGCCCGCACCCUCGCACUCAUCGCCAAGGUCAUCCAGAACCUCGCCAACUUCUCCAAGUUCGGGCCGAAGGAGGACUACCUGGCCUUCAUGAACGAGUUCCUGGAGCUGGAGUGGGCGUCCAUGCAGCAGUUCCUCUACGAGAUCUCCAACCUGGACACGCUCACCAACAGCAGCAGCUUCGAGGGCUACAUCGACCUGGGCCGCGAGCUCUCCGCCCUCCACGCCCUGCUCUGGGAGCUGCUGCCCCAGCUGGGAAAGGAGGCUCUGCUGAAGCUGGGCCCGCUCCCGCGCCUGCUGAACGACAUCAGCGUGGCCCUGCGCAACCCCCACGUGCAGCGGCAGCCCAGCCGCCAGGGCGAGCGGCUGGGCCCGGACCCCCGCCUGGGCCCGGACCCCCGCCUGGGCCCCGACCCCCGGCUGCACGGCGCCGACCCCCGCCUCCACGCCGCCGACCCCCGGCUCCACGCCGCCGACCCCCGCCUCCAGCCCCGGCCCUCCGUGGUCCUCCGCGGACCCUCCGCCGCCGAGCUGCAGGGCUACGUCAUGCGGGACCUCAACAGCUCCAUCGACCUCCAGUCCUUCAUGGUGCAAGGCCUGAACAGCUCCGUGGAGCUGGGCCGCCUGCCGUCGCCGACCAAGGAGAAGGCCCCGGGCCCGGGCGGGGGCAAGGACCUGUUCUUCGUCAGCCGGCCGCCGCUGGCCCGCUCGUCGCCGGCCUACUGCACCAGCAGCUCGGACAUCACGGAGCCCGACCAGAAGAUGCUGACGGUGAACAAGAGCGUGUCCAUGCUGGACCUGCAGGGCGAGGCGGCCCCGGGCCGGCUGAGCAGCAGCAGCGUGUCCAACCUGGCGGCCGUGGGCGACUUCCUGCACGGCAGCCAGGCCUCGCUGACGGCCGCCCUGGGCCUGCGGCCGGCCCCGGCCCGGCCGGCCCGCGAGGCCGGGCCCGCCCCGCCGCCCCUGCGGGUGCCCCUGUCCUUCCAGAACCCGCUCUUCCACCUGGCCGCCGACGGGCCGGGCCCGCCGCCCCCGCCGCCCCCGCACCCGCCCCAGCACCACCACCACCACCACCACCACCACCACCCGCGCCACCAGCACCGGGGCGGCGAGCCCCCCGGGGACGCCUUCGCCCCCUUCCACGGCUACAGCAAGAGCGAGGACCUGUCGGGCGGGCCCAAGCCGCCGCCGCCGGCCUCCAUCCUGCACAGCCACAGCUACAGCGACGAGCUGGGCGGCGGCGCCUCGUCGGCCGCCGCCGCCUCGGCCGCCGCCGCCGCCGCCGCCGCCGCCGCCGCCGCCGACUUCACCCGCCGCCAGCUGUCCCUGCAGGACAACCUGCAGCACAUGCUCUCCCCGCCCCAGAUCACCAUCGGACCCCAGCGCGGGCCCGACCCGCCGCCCCUGCAGAGGGGCAAGUCCCAGCAGCUGACGGUGGGCGCCGCCCAGAAGGCCCGCCCGUCCAGCGGCAACCUGCUCCAGUCGCCCGAGCCCAGCUACGGGCCCGCCCGGCCCCGCCAGCAGCCGGGCCUCGCCAAGGACGGGGGCCCGGGAGGGGCCGGCGUGGCCGGAGCCGGCGGCCCGGGCGGCGCCGGCCUCAAGCCCACCAUCGCCAAGCAGCUGUCGCAGGCGCCGUCCACGCUGAACCCCACGAUGCCGGCCUCGGAGCGCACGGUGGCCUGGGUGUCCAACAUGCCCCACCUGUCCGCCGACAUCGAGAGCGCCCACAUCGAGCGCGAGGAGUUCAAGCUGAAGGAGUACUCCAAGUCCAUGGACGAGAGCCGGCUGGACAGGGUGAAGGAGUACGAGGAGGAGAUCCACUCGCUGAAGGAGCGGCUGCACCUGUCCAACCGCAAGCUGGAGGAGUACGAGCGGCGCCUGCUGUCGCAGGAGGAGCAGACCAGCAAGAUCCUGCUGCAGUACCAGGCCCGGCUGGAGCAGAGCGAGAAGCGGCUCCGCCAGCAGCAGGUCGAGAAGGACUCCCAGAUCAAGAGCAUCAUCGGCAGGCUGAUGCUGGUGGAGGAAGAGCUGCGCCGGGACCACCCUCCGCCCCCCGUCAUGGCCGCCGACCCGCCGCUGCCCGACCCCAAGAAGAGGCUGCUUGACGCUCAGGAGAGGCAGUUUUCCGCCUUGGGUCCAGCAAACCCGCGUCUGACCGUGGCCCCGCCGUGGAACGGACUGACCCCCCCGCCGCCGCCGCCGCCGCCGCCGCUGUGUGGUGAAACGGAAAUCAUGUUUAAUAAAAACGGAGAGAUUGUUCUUUUCCCGCCGCCGUCGUCGUCGUCGUCGCCAGCUUUUCCGGGCCCGCACAUGGCGGACGCCGCGGCUUCACCCCUUGCAAAGAUGGCGGCCGCCGCCUCAGCCGCAGCUUUUCCUUACAAAGAUGGCGGCCGCUGCGUCCUCACCCCUUACAAAGAUGGCCGCCACCGCGCCCGGCGCCCCCUGGUGGUGAUGAUGCAGUACGGCGCCCCCCGCCGCUAG